Didymosphaeria variabile is the source of this 801-nucleotide messenger RNA. RefSeq lists its product as uncharacterized. Lineage: Eukaryota; Fungi; Ascomycota; Dothideomycetes; Pleosporales; Didymosphaeriaceae. The transcript is spliced from 2 exons. The record is from RefSeq and is a predicted model, not a curated record. The coding region runs from base 1 to 801 and encodes 266 amino acids. Gene Ontology annotation, molecular function: oxidoreductase activity, acting on the CH-OH group of donors, NAD or NADP as acceptor.
AUGCCUGUCUACGUUAUUGUGGGAGCCUCAAGAGGCUUGGGUUACCAAUUCCUCAAAACCAUAUCCGAGCAGGACCCCUCCAACAUCGUUAUCGGAACAGCCCGGACUGUAGACAAAGCCCAGGAGAAGGUCAAAACCGAUGGCCUAAAGAACGUCCACAUUGUCCACGGUGACAUGGACGACCACGCCUCUCUCACCGCCGCCGCAAAGAAGACCGCCGAAAUAUCUGGCGGUGUGGUAGACUACCUCAUCGUCAACGGCGCCUACUUCGCCAUGCCCGCCUUUGCCAACGCUGCGGACGACUACGUAGGCAAAGAAGACCUCUUCCUCGACGAGCUCAGGCAAAUCAUGCAGACAAAUGUUGCCGGCACGCUCUUCGCAUUCAACGCUUUUAUGCCGUUGAUAUUGAAAUCCUCAAUCAAGCGCGUCGCGGCCAUUUCCUCCGCUGCCUCCGACAGGAACUACAUCUUCGAAGGCGAGGACAUAAACAGUCUGCACUACGCUACCUCCAAAGCCGCGCUGAACACGCUGGUCGCUAAGUUUGCAGCGAGAUAUAAGCACGAUGGAGUGCUGUUUGUCAGCCUCAGCCCGGGUUGGGUCAAUACACAUGAUGACAUUCCUAAGGAGAUCAUGGACAAGGUCACUGUGUCGCUGUUUCGGUUCGACAAGGCGUUGAAGGGACCACUUACGCCGGCUCAGAGCGCGGAGAAGUGUCUCAGGGUCAUGGAUGGUUUGAAAAAAGAGCAGAGUGGGGAGUUCUUGAGCCAGCAUGGGAAUCGCAUUUGGUUAGAUGAGAAAUGA